Messenger RNA from Spinacia oleracea (spinach), 1239 nucleotides. RefSeq lists its product as uncharacterized. Lineage: Eukaryota; Viridiplantae; Streptophyta; Magnoliopsida; Caryophyllales; Amaranthaceae. The transcript has a single exon. The record is from RefSeq and is a predicted model, not a curated record. The coding region runs from base 1 to 1239 and encodes 412 amino acids.
AUGGCUUUCAAUGGAGAAAUCUAUGAGAUAAUGUCAUGGUUACCCGCAAAACCCUUGUACAAACUCACAACCAUUGCAAAAUCAUCAAUGGAGUUUCUCUCCGAAACCCCGUUCGUCGAGAAACAAUGUCGAAACUCGUCCUCGAGAACAGAAGAAUCAUUGAUCAUACAAGAAGAUUCAAGUCUAAGAGAAAGAGUUAAGAAUCUAAAAUUUUGUUUCUUACACGAAAAUCGUUCUUACAAUGGUAUCCCUAAAAAAUCCAUUAAGUUUUUAGCAAGAAAAGGACGUAUCAUUGCAUCGAGUAAUGGUUUAGUUUUAUGUAGGACUAUUGAUUCUAAUAAGCCAACGGAAUUGUUCUUGUGUAACCCGGUAACGCGAACUUGGUUACCUAUUAAGUUACCUAGUAAGAAAUUGGCCAAGUUUUUUCGAGAAAAUGGGGUUAUAAAGGUUGUAUUUUUAUGUGGGAAUUUUUUUGGUGUACCAAAAAAAUUCCCAUUAGAUUAUACACUCUUGUUCUUCACAUUACAUGAUGACGAUGAUUGGAAUAGUGGGUAUGAUGUGUUCUUGUUCGAAGAAGGCGGUUGGAUUCGAGUGCAGGAAAAUCUUCGAUUCGAGGGAGGAGGUGACUUGAGUUUUGAUGAACAAGUUUGUUGCAAAGAUGGGUUGUAUUUUUUGUCUGAAUCUUUGAGUCCGUACGUGUUUCAUUACGAUGUUAAGAACGGAACUUCGAGGACUCUACCAUUGCCACUCGAAAAACACCGUGAAGGUGGCGAGAAUGAAGGGUCAAACCUCGGUUACUUCCGUUUGUUCGGGUGGGAGAAGAAAGAAGGGGAUGUCUGGUUUGAGUCCAUCUGUUUGGUGAAGUGUUUGGACAUGGUGAUCACGAUAUGGGUGCUCGAAAACAACACGGGCCAUACGGGCCACACGGGUACUACAACAACUAAGGAGAAGAAAACAAGUUCUUGGAGUCGGGUUUUUACCAUACACAUGGAGGAUGACUUGGGGAUCAAGAAAUCAACAUGGACAAACAGCUUUACUAUAUUGGGAAAGGAUUUGAUUUUUGCUAAUUCUGAUGGUCUGAUUUUUCGAUAUUGUUUACAGGGCAAAAAUCGCGGUAAUUUAGACAUGAUCUGCAAUUAUGGUUACAGUUGUAGCACAAAACUCAGAUUCAAUUCGUUCUCCACCACUCUUCGUCCUUGCUUGAAGAAUUUGAUCAAGAAACCUUUUAAGAUUAAGUAA